CGCUGCGGCCGCCUGGGAGUCGCGCGGGGCGUGGGUCGGCGCUGAGCAUCCGCGGGGAGGCGAGCUCGACGCCGGGACGGUCCAGGGAGGCGCCGCGCGGCGGAACCCGCAGCCAGAGCAGCCCGCAGCAACCGCCGCCGCCGUCCGCGGAGCCCCGCCGAGCCGGCCAUGGCGUUGUCGAUGCCGCUGAACGGGCUGAAGGAGGAGGACAAAGAGCCCAUCAUCGAGCUUUUCGUCAAGGCUGGCAGUGAUGGAGAAAGCAUAGGAAACUGCCCCUUUUCCCAGAGGCUCUUCAUGAUUCUUUGGCUCAAAGGCGUUGUAUUUAGUGUCACAACCGUUGACCUGAAAAGGAAGCCUGCAGACCUGCAGAACUUGGCUCCCGGGACUCACCCACCAUUUAUAACUUUCAACAAUGAAGUCAAAACGGAUGUAAAUAAGAUUGAAGAAUUUCUCGAAGAAGUCUUAUGCCCUCCCAAGUACUUAAAACUUUCACCAAAACACCCAGAAUCAAAUACUGCUGGAAUGGACAUCUUUGCCAAAUUCUCUGCAUAUAUCAAGAAUUCAAGGCCAGAGGCUAAUGAAGCGUUGGAGAGGGGUCUCUUGAAAACCCUGCAGAAACUGGAUGAGUAUCUGAAUUCUCCACUUCCUGAUGAAAUUGAUGAGAACAGUAUGGAGGACAUUAAGUUUUCCACACGUAAAUUUCUGGAUGGCAAUGAAAUGACCUUGGCGGACUGCAACCUGCUCCCCAAACUGCACAUUGUCAAGGUGGUGGCCAAAAAAUACCGCAACUUUGAUAUUCCGAAAGGCAUGACCGGCAUCUGGAGAUACUUAACUAAUGCUUACAGUCGGGACGAGUUCACCAACACCUGUCCCAGCGAUAAGGAGGUGGAAAUAGCCUACAGUGAUGUGGCCAAAAGACUCACCAAGUAAAAUAUCACCUACAAGAGAGAUAACUUCACGUCUUCCCCUGACUAAGAAUACAUGCUUUUCCUAACAGACUGCUCCUCUUCCUGUCUGGUAGAAAUGUUACUUUGCAUGAACAUGCUGUUAUUCCAGGUUAGGAUAAGGGAUAGACAGGUAUAGUAGCUAUCUUUAAAUACACGCUCCUAAGCAGUAUUAUUUUAAAAUUCUUUUACCCCGCCUACCUCCCCUGCCCCACGUUCCCCUCUCCUCUAAUUUGGAGACACUCCAUCACAAACUUCUCACUUGAGAGGUAGUUUGCCAUCUCUCCAGAGCCCCCACCAUUGUGUUCAUCCACUGCGUGAAGAUGGCAGAACUUUCGAGGUGCAAUGUUUAACUGCUAAAAUAGUAACCAGGACUUCAUCAGUCAGCCCCAAACUCGAGUGCAUAAUGCAUGGUACAAGGAAUAUUUAUGUAUUUUUGGAACUUUAUAAUACUUAGUAAGAGUGUAUGAAAGGAUUGCUACUGUAUCAAUAUGCUGUGUAUCAAUUUCAUCUAUCCUGGAUUUGAGCUAAAGGGUGUCACCACCCCAGAAGAGAGCCUUCUACAGAAAGUCACUACAGAUUUUGCUGUUUCACUUUGUAUGUGGAUUUUUACUUUUGCCUAAAAGCAUUUAUCCUUCAUGCCAGUUAUAACAUCUCACACUAUGUAGAAGCUGAAAGUUUGGAGGGAAGUCUGAUAGUCUCAAGCGUUUUACCACGUAAGAGAAACCAGUGGGCCCCUGGUACUCUGCCUACAGUGUUGUCUCUUCUCUGUAUUUUGCCCAGUGCCAUUUAUUUGGAACAUUAUUGCUUUCUUCCUUUAUUUUCAAAAGCUCCUUUUUAGGUAAGCAUAGACCUUGCUAUUUGUUGAUCUUUCAAGCAACACUACAUAAACUGAUAUUUAAUUUAGCGAUAGCAGUGCAAUGAUUAGUAGUGUAAAAAUUAGCGCAGAGAUUAACCUAAGGAAUGUAGGGUGGGUUUGUCAAAAUAUCAAGUAGAAUUUUGUUUCUAAAGCCUGUUUAAUGUUGAUAAUCUAAAGAACGCAUUAUCCUUCCUAUAUUAAAACCAAGAUAAAACGCACAGAUUACCAGUUGUCCCUUUUUACCCCCAUUUACAGUUAGAUUUUGGGUACAGGACGGUUCACUCUUUUUGGACUAAAUUAUAGUUGUUAUGGUGAGUACAUAUUUGCCACAGUUUUGCCUAAUCUCCAUCAUUGCACUUCCUUCAAUUAACCUUUUCUGCAGCCACACUGAGGAGCACACUCUGCAUGUCUGUCUCUUUUGUCAGUUGAAGCCCCAACCCAGGAGUUAUUUGUGCUCUUAACAAGGGAGGAGGAACUUGGUGAGAACAAAGCAAAGGUUUGCCAUGUAUUUAUUCAUUUUUUAAAAAAUGGGACUUUCUAAGUACUGCUCCAAAGAGUGCGGUUGUGACUAUAAUAAGUUUUGGUAAUUUUUUUAUGCCUAACUUGUUUAAGAAGUGCUAUUUCUCAUAGGCUGUUUUUGGAAAUUUUAAGUGUAUUGCUUUAAAACAGCCACGUUUUCCCCCUUCGAUACGCUAACAUUAGUAAGCACUGGCUUUAUGGAAGCAGCCUGGUUUUUAUAAGCGUGCUGCAUUUUUUUUUUAACCUAUCAGUAAUUAGCUUGGUAUAGAAAGACUUAAAAAAGCUUCGAAUUGUAUCCAUUUGGCUCAGGGAGAUUGUUUUUUGCUUUACCUUUCUUUGAACUCCUUAUUGCUGAUCUAAAGUUUGAGCACCCACCCUUUUGUGAUUAAAUAUUGGAUGAUGAUUUAUCUGGUUCCAGGAAGAAGCAGCAUCAGGUUAUCUGUUGAGAAAUCCCGUUAGCAGUAGCGUCAGUGGGGUCAGCGGGGGAGAAUGUCACGUCUGCCCCAGCAGGCAGGCAGCCAUCCUCACUUCGCACCUACUUUUUAAAUAGUGUAAUUUGGCACUGAGAUGAUGUUGAACUUGCUUCAUAGCAUAGAGUAUGAAAAAGAUUCCAGAGAAGGGAUGUCUGAUCCUUGAGGUGAACGGUGGCCUAAGUGCUGCAGAGAAGAGGCCUAAGGAGGAGAGGGCUACAUUCCUCAAAAUCGGCGGAAACAUUCUGGACCUCAGUUGUGAGGUAUUUUCACUUUAGUAAUGGAGAAAUUAGCACAGAGAUUAACCUAAGGCAUGUAGGGUGGGUUUGUGAAAAUAUCACAUAGAAUUUUGUUUCUAAAGCAUAUUUAAUGUGGAUAAUCUAAAGAAUGCAUUUACAUUUAUUCUCUAUUGCCUUUUUAACUUAGCCCAUUGAUUAUACUUGGCUGUGUCUCUGGAUGUCCACGGAAGGCAAAUCUGUCUGUUAUGAUUUUGAUGAUGAAGGGAGAAUUAUUUUUCUCUGUAGAAAGACAGAUCUUAUUACUUUAUCAGAGAAGUUAGUCAAAUGAAAUUGAGAUUGGGUAAUGGACGGAAAGCUAGUGGGAAGGAUGGGCCUAGAACCUCUUUAUUUUACCCCAUCUUAUACUUGUGGAAAGCUCAUAGCUUAAAAUCUUGGGAGAUUUGGGACAUAAAAGUUUUCAUGGCGAUUCAUGUAGUGUAUGGGUUGACAUCAUGGAAAUCAUCUGAUAUCAUUUCUACAACUACUGAGUCAUUUCCCCCUUCACUUAAACAAACCCCUUCUGUUCCACUUCAACAAGGAGAUUCGAGUCUGAAUGGAAGCCGUCACUGUUUUCCAGGGGGUUCUGAGAAAUUUUUGUGUUCAACAGUUGGAAAGCUCUCUACUAUUCCAGUUGAUAUAACUUCCUUUUUUUUUUUUUCAAUGUAGAUGAAGAUUUUCUAUACAGUUCUGUUAGCAUCUUUUACUAAGAUUGUUGACUUUUGUGAUAAAGUUCACAUCAGAUCUUAUUUCUUGGUAACUUUGGCUUACACAACGUAUCUUUAAACUCUUGAGAAAUCUGUAUACAAUUAAGAGAUUUCUAACAUUUAUUCUUACACUAAGUUAAACAACUUGAUAGAAUUUAGACAUUUUUACUUCUGUUGAGUUUUGAAUCUUUCCAGAGUUGCCUGUAGAUAGCUUUUAUUUCUGUGCAUUUAAAAUAUCCUUUAGAAAAUAUCUAUAAGGUAAAAAUGAGAAGAAAUAGAAUGUAUUUUUUCAUGAACAUUUGAUACGCAUUUCAUCAAGUUUAUUGAUUAACCAAUUUCUUACACUGGUUAUAAUCAGUAUUUGAUUCAAAGAGAGGGAAGCAUUCAUUAUUGACAUACUCUGUGGGCUUUUUUAUUCCAUCCUUUAGAACCUAUCAAGGUUGGGGCUGUCAAAAUUAUAUUUUUAUCAUGGGAAAAGAUUUCAACUCCCCAAGUCAUAACGUUGAACAGAAUUGGAGUGUUUUCUUUAGAAUUACUUGAAAAGGCAAAUGAAAGCUUAUUAUAGAAUGCUUGUAUUUUCUUUUCUCUCUCUGGAACCAGUAUAUUGCUGGCAGCUAUUGUAUUAAAAAAAAUAAAGUAUAUUUUCACUAUCAUAAAAGGUUCUUUUUUCCCCCCUUCAUGAAAAUAAAUAACAACUUGGGGUAAAAAUGUUUUAUUUGAGACUACUUUUUUUCCACGAGUGGGUGAGUCAGCAUAUUUAAUAGAUUAAAGGAGAAAAACUAUGAUCACUUCAACAGGUACAUAAAAUAGUUUAUAAAAAUCUUAAUGAUACUCAUUCUUAGCAAAACAAGACCAGAGGUAAAAUUUUUUUAACCUGAUAAAGACAUCUGCCAGGAACGUACAGCAAAUUUCAUGUAUAAAUGGGAAACAGAAGCCUCUCAUUAAAGUCAGGAGUAAGACAAGAAUGCCCUCCAUCACAGGUAUUAUCUGGCUACUUUGCACAGCUACUUUAUUAGCAGCAUCCUAGCCAAAGCAGUAAAAUCAGUAAAAAAAAAAAAAAAAGAAAAAGAAAAAAAAGAGAGAGUGGAAAAGAAGUGACCAAAUGGUUGCUCUUUGCAGAUGAUGCAUAUACAUAGAAGAAACCCAAAAUAACCUACCAGAAAUAAAAAGAAAAUUCAGCCAGAUUACUAGAUACAAGAUUGAGGAACAAAAAUCAAUAUAAUUACUAUGCACUAGUGUUAACCAUGUUAAAAAUUAAUCGAUAAACUAGUAUUAUUUUCUUCGGGAGGAAAAUGGGUAGGAAAUUGUCAAUGUAUACUUGAGCUUUUAGAAAUUUGUAACAUAUAUUACCUGUUGUAAAAAAUAAAGUGUGCUUUAAAAGAUAAACUGUAAGUUACUGAGGAUCAAAUCUAAUAAAGAAAAAGUACAAAGUGCUA
Messenger RNA from Equus quagga, 5210 nucleotides. RefSeq names its product chloride intracellular channel 4 (gene CLIC4). Bases 169 to 930 code for a protein of 253 amino acids. The record is from RefSeq and is a predicted model, not a curated record. NCBI's taxonomy places the organism in Eukaryota, Metazoa, Chordata, Mammalia, Perissodactyla, Equidae. The transcript has 6 exons.